Heterocephalus glaber (naked mole-rat) is the source of this 1552-nucleotide messenger RNA. The record is from RefSeq and is a predicted model, not a curated record. NCBI's taxonomy places the organism in Eukaryota, Metazoa, Chordata, Mammalia, Rodentia, Bathyergidae.
AUGGAAAGGAAGGAAUGUUAUAAAUCAUUCCAUUGCACGCUCACUCUUGUCUCAAUAAGAAGAGAGGCUUCAGUGGAUGCAGUCAUGGUCCUGGUUCUCUGUCUCUCCUGUCUGUAUCUCCUUUCAUUCUGGAGACACAGCUCUGGGAGAGGGAAGCUUCCACCUGGCCCCACUCCUCUUUCAAUUAUUGCAAAUAUCUUGCAAAUAGAUGCUAAGAACAUUAACAAAUCUUUAACCCAUUUCUCAAAAGUCUAUGGCCCUGUGUACACUGUGUAUUUGGGCAUGAAGCCCACUGUGGUGCUGCAUGGAUAUGAAGCUGUGAAGGAAGCCCUGGUUGAUCUUGGGGAUAAAUUUUCUGGAAGGGGUAGUCUUCCAGUUUUUGAAAAAACUGGAAAAGGAAUUACUUUUAGUAAUGGAAAGAUGUGGAAAGAGAUCCGGCCGUUCUCUCUCAUGAUCCUGAGGAAUUUGGGGAUGGGGAGGAGGAGCAUUGAGGAUUGUGUUCAGGAGGAAGCCCGCUACCUUGUGGAGGAGCUGAGAAAAACCAACGUCUACAAUAAUUUCCCUACUCAUUAUCUUCCAGAGAGUCAUAACAGAAUAUUUAAAAAUACUGUUUAUAUUAGAAAUUAUAUUUUGGACAAAGAAAAAGAACACCAAGCAUCGCUGGAUAUUAGCAAUCCUAAGGAUUUUAUUGAUUGUUUCUUGAUCAAAAUGGAGCAGGAAAAGCACAAUCAACAAAUGGAAUUUACCUGUGAAAACUUGUUAGUCACUGUAUCUAAUUUGUUUGUUGCUGGGACUGAGACAACAAGCACAACACUGAGGUAUGUUCUCCUGCUCCUGAUAAAGCACCCACAGGUCACAGCUAAGGUCCAGGAAGAGAUUGACCAUGUGAUCGGCAGACAGAGGAGCCCCUGCAUGCAGGACAGGAGCCACAUGCACUACACAGAUGCUGUAUUGCAUGAGAUUCAGAGAUACAUUAACCUCUUCCCAAACAGCCUACCCCAUGCAGUGACCUGUGACAUUAAAUUCAGAAACUACUUGAUUCCUAAAGGUACAAGCAUAUUGACAUCACUGACAUCUGUGCUACAUGAUGACAAAGAAUUUUCUAACCCAGAGACAUUUGACCCUCACCACUUUCUAGACGAGAGUGGCAAGUUUAAGAAAAGUGACUACUUCAUGCCUUUCUCCACAGGUAAUAGAAGUUUAAAAUGGAUGUGUUUGGGAGAGGGCCUGGCCUGCAUGGAGUUGUUUUUAUUUCUGACCACCAUUUUACAACAUUUUAACCUGAAAUCAGUGGUUGACCCAAAGUACCUUGAAACCACCCCAAUUGUCAAUGGAUUUGUUUCUCUACCACCAUUGUACAAGCUCUGCUUUAUUCCUAUCUGAAGAGGACCUUGUUGGCCUGCUUCUCUGCAAUUGUCUGCAAUGUUCUCCUUUUGUGGAUCAUUCACAUCCUUCCCCCAUCAGGGAUGCUUUCCUCAAUGUCUCUUCUUACAUUUCCUCAUUCCUUCUAGAUUAACCAAAUGCCCUCCCUCAAUUUUGGAGAUUUCCCUGU